CCAAUUACCAGUACCAUAAUGUAAAACUAUAAAAAGUAUGAUUAUACGGUUUUACAAACUACGAAGUUAAUUAGAAAUUUAGUUUUUGCCACUGACUCUUUUCAACCUUUUCCUUUAAAUUUUAAAUUUUAAUCAUAAAUCUAGUUGAUCAUGAUUUCUAUAAGCCGAAGUUAUUCAAUGACAAGUAAAGGGAGAGUGUUAAUCGGAGGUGGAACUGGAUUUGUUGGAAAAUAUUUAAAACAGUACCUUAAGAACCAAAACUAUGAUGUUACUAUCAUAUCUAGAAAAAACAAUGAUAUUAAUAAAUCUGAGUCUGUUAUAAGUUGGGAUCAGAUAAAAAAAAAUGAAAUUCCACUUGAUACUGUAGCUGUGAUUAAUGCUGCUGGCGAACCAAUUCUCGAACCUACACGAUUCUGGACCAGCAAGUUCAAGAAAUCUGUAUGGGAUAGUAGAGUAAUGACUAAUCAAUACCUUGUAGAUGCAAUCAAUAAUAUGAAUACAACAAAACCGAAAUUAUUUAUAUCUUUUUCCGGAGUAGGUAUAUAUCCUCCAAAUACAGACAAGUGUGAACCAUAUACAGAGAGUUAUGAUAUUAAAGAGUUUGAUUACUUAUCGAAAUUAGUAAUUGGGAUUGAAGAAAGUGCUAUACCAAAAUCAGAUGACGUACGUUCAGUAAUAAUUAGAUUAGGGGUUGUACUUGGCCGACAUGGUGGAUUUAUAAGUCAGCUUUAUCCAUUCUUUCGUUAUGGUUUAGGAAUAUGUAUGGGCAAUGGUUCUCAAUUCUUUCCUUGGAUACAUAUAGACGAUGUUUGUCGUAUAGUAUUAUUUGCUAUUGAAAACAACAGAGUUGAGGGUAUUGUCAAUGGAGUUGCACCUGAAAUUAUUACCCAUCAAUACUUUGCCAAGAGUUUUGUUGAAGUCUUUGGUCAUAGUUUUGUAUUUAAAGUUCCAGGAAUUAUUUUUAAGUUAAUAUUUGGAACAGAACGCGCAAAAAUGGUUUUAGAAGGACAAGCUGUUGAACCAACCAAAUUAAAUAGUUUAAAUUUUGUAUACAAAUUGCCUGAUGUCAAAACAGCAUUGUGUCGUGUAUCUAAAGAAUAAUUUGAUGCAUUGGAAACAGUAUCCAAUAUAGAUAGUUUUAAAGAUGAG
Messenger RNA from Rhopalosiphum maidis (corn leaf aphid), 1149 nucleotides. RefSeq names its product epimerase family protein SDR39U1-like. The coding region runs from base 151 to 1101 and encodes 316 amino acids. The transcript has 6 exons. The record is from RefSeq and is a predicted model, not a curated record. NCBI's taxonomy places the organism in Eukaryota, Metazoa, Arthropoda, Insecta, Hemiptera, Aphididae.